AUGGCAGCCGCCAACUCGGUGGUGGAGCCGUUGGUGGGGGCGGUGGACCAGGGCACCAGCUCCACCCGUUUCCUGGUGUUCAAUUCCAAGACGGCCGAGGUCAUCAGCCACCAUCAGGUGGAGGUCAAGCUGCAGUACCCCAAGGAGGGAUGGGUGGAGCAGGACCCCGAGGAGAUCCUGCGGUCGGUGUGCGAGUGCAUCGAGAAGACGUGCGAGAAGCUGGGCCAGCUCAACGUGGACGUGUCGCGCAUCAAGGCGCUGGGCGUGACCAACCAGCGGGAGACGACGGUGGUGUGGGACAAGGUGACGGGCGAGCCGCUGUCCAACGCGCUGGUGUGGCUGGAUCUGCGCACGCAGUCCACGGUGGAGGCGCUGAGCAAGGAGAUCCCGGCCAACAACAACUUCGUCAAGGCCAAGACGGGGCUGCCGCUCAGCACCUACUUCAGCGCGGUGAAGCUGCGCUGGCUGCUGGACAACGCGCUGCGCGUGCAGAAGGCGGUGGAGGAGAAGCGGGCGCUGUUCGGCACGGUGGACUCGUGGCUCAUCUGGAGCCUGACGGGCGGCGUGCGCGGCGGCGUGCACUGCACCGACGUGACCAACGCCAGCCGCACCAUGAUCUUCAACAUCCACUCGCUGCAGUGGGACCCCGAGCUCUGUGACUUCUUCGGCAUCCCCAUGGACAUCCUGCCGCACGUGCGCAGCUCCUCGGAGAUCUACGGCCUGGUGAAGACCGGGCCGCUGGAGGGCGUGCCGCUGUCGGGCUGCCUGGGCGACCAGUCGGCGGCGCUGGUGGGCCAGAUGUGCUUCCGGGACGGCCAGGCCAAGAACACGUACGGCACGGGCUGCUUCCUGCUGUGCAACACGGGCCGCAAGUGCGUGGCGUCGGAGCACGGCCUGCUCACCACCGUGGCCUACAAGCUGGGCCGCGACCAGCCGGCCAACUACGCGCUGGAGGGCUCGGUGGCCAUCGCGGGCGCCGUGGUCAGCUGGCUGCGGGACAACCUGGGCAUCAUCAAGGAGGUGGGCGACAUCGAGAAGCUGGCCCGGGACGCGGGCACCUCGUACGACUGCUACUUCGUGCCGGCCUUCUCGGGCCUGUACGCGCCCUACUGGGACCCGAGCGCCCGCGGCAUCAUCUGCGGCCUCACCCAGUUCACCAAUAAGUGCCACCUGGCCUUCGCCGCGCUGGAGGCCGUGUGCUUCCAGACGCGCGAGAUCCUGGACGCCAUGAACCGCGACUGCGGCAUCCCGCUCAGCCACCUGCAGGUGGACGGCGGCAUGACGAGCAACAAGGUGCUGAUGCAGCUGCAGGCCGACAUCCUGUGCAUCCCCGUGGUGCGGCCCUGCAUGCCCGAGACCACGGCCCUGGGCGCCGCCAUGGCGGCGGGCGCGGCCGAGGGCGUCGGCGUGUGGCGGCUGGAGGACCGCGACGCGGACGGCGUGCCCACCGAGCGCUUCGAGCCGCAGAUCAACGCCGAGGAGAGCCGCUGCCGCUACGCCACGUGGAAGAAGGCGGUCAUGAAGUCCAUCGGCUGGGUCACCACCCAGGCCGCGGGCGAGGGGGACUCCAGCGUCUUCUGCAGCCUGCCCCUGGGCUUCUUCAUCGUGACCAGCAUGGUGAUGCUGAUCGGGGCCAGGUACAUGACCGACUUCCCGUAA
Molecule: messenger RNA, 1659 nt
Organism: Dipodomys ordii (Ord's kangaroo rat)
Lineage: Eukaryota; Metazoa; Chordata; Mammalia; Rodentia; Heteromyidae
Product: glycerol kinase-like
Exons: 1
Coding region: 1-1659 (552 amino acids)
Biological process (GO): glycerol metabolic process; triglyceride metabolic process; glycerol-3-phosphate biosynthetic process
Cellular component (GO): mitochondrion
Molecular function (GO): glycerol kinase activity
Source: RefSeq, a predicted model, not a curated record